This is a messenger RNA of Agelaius phoeniceus (red-winged blackbird), 3412 nucleotides long. RefSeq names its product dihydrolipoamide S-acetyltransferase (gene DLAT). Gene Ontology annotation, cellular component: pyruvate dehydrogenase complex. The record is from RefSeq and is a predicted model, not a curated record. Gene Ontology annotation, molecular function: dihydrolipoyllysine-residue acetyltransferase activity. Gene Ontology annotation, biological process: pyruvate decarboxylation to acetyl-CoA. Lineage: Eukaryota; Metazoa; Chordata; Aves; Passeriformes; Icteridae.
GGUCACCGAGCGCCGCCGGCCCCGGUGCGCCCGGCCCAGCCCAGCCCGGCUGCAGCCCAGCCCCAGCCCCAGCAUGUGGCGGGUGUUGGCGCGACGCGUGUCCCGGGGCGCGGCCGGGCCGCCCGGCCUGGUGCGGCCCCGCCGAGCGCUCGGGGCCGGGGUCGGGGCCGGGGCUGGCCCGGCCCGGCGCGGCCCGGUCUGGGGCGGCCCCGCGCCUCGCCCGCUGCUGCCGCCGCCCGCCUGGCCCCGGCUCGUCCCGCGCCGCUGCUGCAGCCUCCCGGCGCACCAGAAGGUGGCACUGCCAGCGCUGUCCCCCACGAUGCAGAUGGGCACCAUCGCACGCUGGGAGAAGAAGGAGGGGGACAAGAUCAACGAAGGGGAUCUCAUAGCAGAGGUGGAGACAGACAAAGCCACAGUUGGCUUUGAGAGCGUAGAGGAAUGUUACCUGGCCAAGAUCCUGGUGCCUGAAGGAACAAGAGAUGUUCCUAUUGGGGCCAUAAUAUGUAUCACAGUAGAAAAGCCUGAAUUUAUUGAUGCCUUCAAAAACUACACCCUGGAUUCUGCAGCAGCUGCUGCCCCCCCAGCCUCAGUGCCUCCCCCUCCAGCUGCAGCCCCCUCCCCACCACCUCAGCCUUCUCCUCAGGCCCCUGGCAGCUCCUACCCUCCUCACAUGCAGAUCACCCUCCCUGCUCUGUCACCCACCAUGACAAUGGGCACAGUGCAGAGGUGGGAGAAGAAGGUUGGGGAGAAGCUGAAUGAGGGAGAUUUGCUGGCUGAGAUUGAGACAGACAAAGCCACGAUCGGCUUUGAAGUGCAGGAAGAAGGCUACCUGGCAAAGAUCUUGGUGCCUGAAGGAACAAGAGAUGUGCCCUUAGGAACUCCUCUGUGCAUCAUUGUGGAGAAGGAGGCUGAUAUUCCAGCCUUUGCUGACUACCAGGCUGCUGCAGUCACUGACAUGAAGGCACCAGCUCCUCCUCCCCCUCCUCCUCCUCCACAGGUGGCAGCAACCCCUGCAGCUGCUCCUCCUGCUCCCCAGCCUGCCCCUGCUCCAGCAGCCCCCUCAGCAGGGCCGCCCCGCAAAGGAGGAAGGGUCGUGGUCAGUCCCCUGGCAAAGAAGUUGGCAGCAGAGAAAGGAAUCGACCUUACCCAAGUGAAAGGCACUGGACCAGAUGGCAGAAUCACCAAAAAAGAUGUGGAGUCAUUUGUGCCAUCAAAGGCUGCUCCAGCUGCAGCUCCGGAGGCAGUUCCUGGGGUGGCAGCAGCACCCGAGGGGACCUUCACAGACAUCCCCAUCAGCAACAUCCGCAGGGUCAUUGCUCAGAGGCUGAUGCAGUCCAAACAAACAAUACCUCACUACUACCUGUCCAUUGAUGUCAACAUGGGGAAGGUCCUGGUGCUAAGGAAGGAGCUCAAUCAGGAGGUCUCAGAGAACAUCAAGCUUUCUGUCAAUGAUUUCAUAAUUAAAGCUUCUGCAUUGGCAUGCUUGAAAGUGCCUGAGGCAAAUUCUUCAUGGAUGGACACAGUUAUUAGGCAGAAUCACGUGGUGGAUGUGAGUGUGGCUGUCAGCACCCCCGCAGGGCUCAUCACCCCCAUCGUGUUCAACGCCCACAUCAAGGGCCUGGCUGCCAUCAGCAAGGACGUGGCUUCCCUGGCAGCCAGAGCCCGCGAGGGCAAGCUCCAGCCCCACGAGUUCCAGGGUGGUACUUUCACAAUUUCCAAUUUAGGAAUGUAUGGGAUUAAGAAUUUCUCUGCCAUAAUCAAUCCACCUCAAGCCUGCAUCCUGGCAGUGGGUUCCUCAAAAGAAAUACUGGUGCCAGCUGAUAAUGAGAAAGGCUUUGACGUGGCCAGCGUGAUGUCUGUCACCCUGAGCUGUGAUCACCGUGUUGUGGAUGGAGCAGUUGGAGCACAGUGGCUUGCUGAGUUCAAGAACUUCCUUGAAAAGCCAGUAACCAUGCUGCUAUAAUUUAACCAUGCAAAGCAGAAUUUUCAUGGGUCACACUGUUGUGUUUUAAACAAGCUAUUUAGACUUUAGUGUUCAGACUUUGAGAGAGUUCCUUUUUUUAUUUAAAAAAAUGUAUUAUAUUAUCUGGUAAUGUUAUUUACCAGUCUGUACAGAAAAAAAAAAAAGUUUGCAAAAGUGCUUUUCAGAGCAAUAUUACAGCUACACUGUAUUUUUAUACAGUUAGUUAACUUGCAAACUCUUCCAAAACAGAGUUAAGCGUCCCAGAUUUUAAAUAAAACAAAAUUAUCCUGGCAUUGUGCCAGCUGCUUCUAAACUCGGGUGCCCAGGGGCUGCACACCAACAUUUUCUUUCAUGACCUCGGUGUUGUCAGAGCCUGGAGUUUCAAACAUCUCUUGCCAGGAGCACAGGUGAGAGGGCCACAGAAGGGCCAAGAGGAGGGGACCUGCCCCGUGCUGUUCUGGGCUGGGGGUGGCACAGCAGGGCUGGGGACAGUCCCAAAGGCCAGGCUGCUGUUCCAAACCUGUUUGGAAUUUGGCUCUGGCCGGGACCUUCUCAGCUCCCUGAGCACUUUAGGGUGAAGGAGCUGUGCUGCUGUGGGUCCCAGCUCUGGGGCACCCCACACAACCUGCUGUGCUGUCUCUCAUGGUCCCACUGCCAUCUGCUUUGCUGUGGAACCUCUGCAGCUGCUGUUCCUGUGGCUGAGUGAACCCCGGGCUCUGGUGCCAUGGAAGUCACUGUUUUGCAGAAUGUCCAGUGUGUGUUGGAAAGCAGUGCAGGCAAAUCACACAUGCUGAUAACCCCAGCAGGGGAUGGGAAUCAUGUGAGGACUGGGAUGUUUGGGAUUUUUCAUUUCAGGCAUUCUUACAUAGGAAGCUCUGACUUAAGCCACAGGAACUGCAGACCUUCCCCAGAUUGUCCGUGUUGUCCAGCCCCAGUGAAGCUGCAGAAUGUGCUCUCCAUGUACAUAUUGUAUGUAAGGUGCUUCUCUAGUCUGUUGGACUCGUGUCCAGUUACCCCAGGCAUUGCACCCUGCGAGGGCUGCAGUGCUGAACAUUCUGAAAUUCCACUUUCCACAUGGAAACGUUCAUGUAAAAAAAAAGGACAAACAUGCAGUAAUGACAGAGUGACCAGGAGAAUUAAAUAGGGGGGCAGAGUUGGAAAAAAAAAAGGAAGAAGUUGUUCAGGCUGAUCCUGUUAUUCUGUAUAUUGCAUUAAGUACUGUCUCCUGUAAAAUUCUACAUAAUUCACUAAAGAUACUGAAAGAAAAUACUGUGGAAAUUAAAUAUUUUUGUGGGAACUAUUUAGUGUCUGGUUGCUGUGAUGCCUUGCUUAAGCGCAAAAAGUGCAUUAAGAUUUUGGAUUUUCUUGAAUGACCCGAAAUACCUUGAUUCCAGACUGGCUCUAGUGAACCCAUGUUCCAUUAAAUGUUGGGAAUUGACAACUACUAAA